GCUAAGUAACCUCUGUAGGAUACGGCUACAGCUGCUUAGAUGGAUGCUGAUAAUGUUUUGUUGUAACAACAAGCGAAGCCGUGCCUAGUCAGAUCUUGAAGUAAACCAGGAGGAUGGACGAAGGCACCGAGUUAUCUCUGAGCAUCGCCCAGAUCGUGCAGCGGCUCAGAGGAAGCCAUUUACACUCUCAGAUAGAGAGACAAGCCAAAGACUGUUUACAUCGACCUGAAAUAAAAUUGGAGUCUCUAAAAGAGGACGUGCGCAGUUUUCUUAAAACAUCAGGUUGGGAGAAAAAGCUGCAGAAUGCAGUAUACAGAGAACUGCAUGUCCAGCUGCCCCUGAGCCAUCCUACAGCUCCUCCAGAGCAUCUGAAAGAGCCGCUGGCCUAUAUGCGCAAGGCUCAGGCCAGCUGGGAGAAGCGUGUCCUGAAAAGCCUGAACAGCAUGAGCACGGAGCUCGGCGUGCCUCUGGCUCGCAUGAGGCCCGCCGUCGAGCAGAAGGAGCUCGCCAACAAAUGGAAUGAGAUGGGCACAGACGAACCAGAUUUAAGUCGCUUCAGGCCUGUUUAUGCCCCAAAAGACUUUCUUGAGGUUUUAAUCAGUUUGCGGAACCCUAACCAUGACAGCAGUGAGGACAUCAGCACCAAGAGCCACUGGGGUCUCAUCCAGGUCCCCCUCGAUGUCAGGGACAUCCCCCAGCUGAGACAGGGCUACUCGGAGCUGAGCUUGAACGCUGGACAGCUGGGGAUCGAUGAUAACUCACACAUCCAUCCAGAUUUGUUUGAAAACGAGUACGUUCACAUCGGGAAAAAAGCGGUUCUGGAGCAGGACAGCGCAGCAGCACAGCAGUACAGCAGGCAGGGCUGCCCCACCGGGCUUCGGGCGGACCUCUGGGCCCUCAUUCUCAACUCCACAAACCAGCCACAGGAUGUGAUGUAUUAUGAGCAGCUAAAGGCUGGAGUCAUACAGCAUGACCUGCUGGUGGAUAACCUCAUCUAUAAGGAUGUGAAGCUAACUGCUAGUAACGAUGACUACUACUUUGUGUUUGAAGAUUUCCUCUAUCAGGUGUUGUUGUGUUUCUCCCGGGACACUGCCGUCCUGGAGCACUUCAAAUACAACAGCGCCACUCCUCCCAAAUCCUACAUCCAUGGGAAAGUGGGAGAUGAGGAAUGUGCUGUUGUUUAUCCUCCCAACGGCGUAAUUCCUUUUCAUGGCUUUUCGAUGUAUGUGGCGCCUUUGUGUUUCUUAUACAACGAGCCGUCGAAGCUGUACAGCGUCUUCAGAGAGAUAUACAUCCGUUACUUCUUUAGAUUGCACUCCAUCUCCUCCUCUCCCUCGGGUAUAGUGUCUUUGUGCCUGCAGUUCGAGCGGCUGCUCCAGACACACCUGCCUCAACUCUUCUACCACCUCCGACAAAUUGAGGCGCAGCCGUUACGUAUAGCCUUUAAAUGGAUGGUGCGGGCCUUCUCUGGGUACCUUUCCACUGAUCAGCUGCUUCUUCUUUGGGAUCGAAUUCUUGGAUAUGAUUCACUGGAGAUAGUUGCAGUUCUUGCAGCUGCUGUGUUUGCUUUUCGUGCCGAGAACCUGAUGGAGGUGACGUCACUGGCCUCGGCUGAGGCCGUCCUCGCCGACCUUUCAACUCUGAAGGUUAUGCCACUCAUCCAGAUCUUUCUGUUCGCCACCGCCAUCUGAAGACAGCUGAGGCGACAGUACAGGCCGCGCUACCACAAGGAGGAUAUGGUGUCACCAGACAAAUGCCACUUUGCUAUGCCAUAAGCACAUUAAACAUGACUCAUCAUUUAUCAAGAAAUGGAAGCCAAGUAAAGAAAACCUGCAUCUUCUUUUGGUUUAAGCAAAAAUCCAAACCCAUCUUCAGCACGUAUGCACCAUAAAUAGUAAACACCCUUUAUGAUGUUAUUAGAUAUUAUACAGUAUGUAAGCAAAUCCUACAGAACCCAGACCCCUUACAGGAAGAUGAUCCACAUAGCAGUUUUUGGACCAGCUGAGAAGCUCAGCAGGAAAUAAGUUGCACAAAGCAGUAAUUAUGUUGAGAGAGGGAACAACAGUAAUGUCUCCAAGCUUGACUUAAUGAAGUGUUAAUUAGCUCCUACAAUUUAUUCUGCUUCAUGGCUCCUGCUUGUUAUUACACUAUUAGAUCAUGCUGUUGCUGAUGAAUGAGGAGAUUGGAUGCUCUGCUUCAGCAAGUUGAAAGAAACGGUGAAAAGCCACAGAGUCACGCUGUUACUCAUUUAAUUAAAAAGCUCUGCACGUGCAGUUUAUUGUAUUUAUGAAGGCGAUUGUAUGUCGCCGCGCUCUUUAAGGACUUUUAGCACCUUCUGUGCCAAUAUUAAUGUAACUGUGAGCAUUUUAAGUAUGUAUUAUUUUAUGUCUUUUAUUUAUAUAUGAUUUUAGAUCUAAAAUAGAUUUAGUGUUUUUUUAUUUAACAUGAUUCACUGCAAGUCAGUGCCACAUUUUAAAUGCUCUCCUGCAGCCUAAAAUAUCACAUUUUUACAAUUAGUAUGUGGAUUAUUAAUGGCUUAAAUCUUUGUUUUGGUUAAUAAAGUUUCUUCUUGUCUU
Melanotaenia boesemani (Boeseman's rainbowfish) is the source of this 2576-nucleotide messenger RNA. It is a transcript of the gene tbc1d19, whose product is annotated as TBC1 domain family, member 19. The record is from RefSeq and is a predicted model, not a curated record. Lineage: Eukaryota; Metazoa; Chordata; Actinopteri; Atheriniformes; Melanotaeniidae. The transcript is spliced from 21 exons. Bases 114 to 1691 code for a protein of 525 amino acids.